GCGCAUUUGAGACGUUCCUAGCUUGUGCAUUUUUAAGUUUCAGUUUUAAUCCCAGUUUGAGUUGUUUUAAUUCAAUUUAAUUUGAAUAUAAUAGAUAUAAGUACGUGGAGGGAGGAUAACAUUAGAUAACUGGUGCAAGUUCUGAGCUGAGUGUAGCAGCGAAGUCUGCUCUGGGCGAUGUCUGAGCCCAGCCCGGCCAUCGGCCCCGCCCCCGCCCCCGCCCCGGCUGACGGGGCUCCGGCGGGGUCGGGGGCGGCGGCCAGCCUGCCAACGGUGCUGCGGCGGCAGCACGACUGCCAGCAGGGGGCGGUGCGGGCGGCGCGGCUCAGCGCAGACGGCGCCUUCUGUCUAACCGCCGGCUCCGACAAGACGCUCAAACUGUGGAACCCCUACCGCGGCACCCACCUGAAAACCUACCUGGGCCACGGCCAUGAGGUGCUGGACGCGGCCGGCGCGUGCGACAACUCGCGGCUACUGUCGUGCGGCGCCGACAAGGCUGUCAUCGUGUGGGAGGUGAGCUCGGGCCGCGUGCUCAACAAGUGGCGCUCGCACGCCGCCGCCGUGACGUGCUGCCGGUUCAGCGAGGACGCCUCGCUGGCGCUCUCCGGCUCAGUGGACGGCUCGGUGCGCGCGUUCGACUGCCGCAGCCGGCGGACGGAGCCGGUACAGACACUGGACGAGGCCACUGACAGCGUCACCGCGCUGCAGAUCACCGACCACGAGAUCGUCAGCGGCUCGGCCGACGGCCGGGUGCGCCGUUACGACCUGCGUAACGGCCGUCUGACCACGGACACGGUGGGUGACUCGGUGACCUGCGUGACGCUCAGCCGCGACGGCCAGUGUCUGCUGGUCGGCUGUAUGGACGCCACCGUCAAACUGCUCGACCGAGAGACGGGCGAACUGCUCAACGAGUUCAGCGGCCACGCGAACCGGCAGUACCCGCUGGGCAGCUGUCUGGACGCGGCCGACGCGCACGUGCUCUCCGGCUCCGAGGAGGGCGCCGUCUACUGCUGGGAGCUCGUCUCCGGCAAGCUGGCGGCCAAACUGACGCACCCGCGCGCCGCGGUCGUCCACUCGCUGGCGUUCCACCCGAGCCGCGCGGCACUGGUGACGGCCGCUGGUGGAGCGUUCUUUCUCUGGGACACAGGAGAGGAGGCGGAGGGCGAGGAGCAGUGAGGAGGACAGACCGUCAGAAGGACGGACCGUAUCCCAGCCGGAGACGGACGGACCGUCAGACGGACGGACCGUGCCCCCCGCCGGCGGCGGGCGGACCGGACUCCCAGCCGGCGGCGGGCGGACCGUGCCGACGGGGCCCGGAAGGAGGACUCCCGGCCACUAGGGUGAGUCUUGUGAUACCGCUGGUGGAUUGCCGAGGGUGACCGGAAGCCAUCCGAUCGUCAGUGUUCAUCUUUCAUACCCAGCCGCUUGUAUAGAUCAUGUGUGAUGACUCAUGACAUUGUAUUCGUUUUCAAAGACACUAACAUUUACGCUGACAAAGUGCAAGUCAUCAUCAAUACAUCAAAUGAAACUUU
Molecule: messenger RNA, 1532 nt
Organism: Amphibalanus amphitrite
Lineage: Eukaryota; Metazoa; Arthropoda; Thecostraca; Balanomorpha; Balanidae
Product: WD repeat domain-containing protein 83-like
Exons: 2
Coding region: 178-1176 (332 amino acids)
Biological process (GO): mRNA splicing, via spliceosome
Cellular component (GO): catalytic step 2 spliceosome
Molecular function (GO): protein binding
Source: RefSeq, a predicted model, not a curated record